GUGGCGUGAAGAGAUCUGUGGUCAUGUGGAAUAUCCCUGCCGUUUCCAAAAUCCUGCUGCCAGGUUGCAGGCAGUCAUUCCUUACAGAGUCUUUGCUCCUUGGUGCCUUAUGGAAUGCUGCGAAGAACGUUUGCUUCGGCUAAUUCCUCAGUGCCUCUCUGCUGCUUACAUCACACUGGGUACCCACCCCUUUUCCAGGCUUGAUGUUUUGAUAGUUCCUUCCAACUUUUCCAGCCUGGGAAUGGCUAGCCCACACAUCAUCUUCCUGUCACAGAGUGUAUUACCGGGAGGGAGCCAUCUCUGUGGAACACGUCUGUGCCAUGAAAUUGCUCAUGCUUGGUUUGGACUGGCCAUUGGAGCUCGUGAUUGGACUGAAGAGUGGAUAAGUGAAGGGUUUGCCACUUUUUUAGAAGAUAUAUUUUGGGCUAGGGCACAACAGUUAUCACAUGAUGAAAUCAAGGGGCAGCAGGGAUUGAAAGCUUUACUUCGCUGGCGACGACUCAGAGAUGAGGUGCAGAACUCUGAAGAAGAGCUGCAAGUUUUAAGGCCCAAAAAGGAGAGCACAGGGGAAUUGAGUGAGUCUGGAGCAUCUGUUGUCAAACACGGUCUUAAAGCAGAAAAAAUAUUCAUGCAGGUUCACUAUUUGAAGGGUUAUUUCCUUUUGCGGUUUCUGGCAAGGACAAUAGGAGAGGCUUCAUACCUUGCAUCUUUACGAAAAUUUGUCCAUAAGUUCCAUGGGCAGCUUGUCCUUUCUCAGGAUUUUCUUUGCAUGCUGUUGGACGACAUCCCUGAACAAAAAGAAUCUGGGUUAACUGUAGAAAGUAUCUUCCAGAAUUGGCUUGACACUUCCGGAAUACCAAAG
Molecule: messenger RNA, 862 nt
Organism: Pelecanus crispus (Dalmatian pelican)
Lineage: Eukaryota; Metazoa; Chordata; Aves; Pelecaniformes; Pelecanidae
Source: RefSeq, a predicted model, not a curated record